AUGAUGAACAUCGCGACAAUCUAUGCGUUACGUAAAGUUUCUUCGUUACCGCAAACUUUGAAAACAUUGCUUCCCAGUCUGGCUGUUUCUGAUGUUAGUGUUGGCUUAUUAGAGCAGCCGCUGUACAUUCUCACGCUGAUCAAGUGGUUACAACAAAACCCUCCUAGCUGCUACAUCUACAGGCUUUUGGACUUGGCAAGUAUUUUGUUCGCUGAAGCUUCCUUCCUAGGAGUGGUAGUUGUAAGUGUAGACAGGUUCUUAGCUCUUCAUCUUCAUCUUCAUCUGAGAUACCAGGAACUUGUGGCUCACAGGCGUGUUGUUGUGGCGGUGAUAUCAGUUUGGAUGCAAAGUGCGUUCUUCUCUUUUCUGGCGUUUUCGAGAUUUAUUUUUAUCCAAAGCGUAAUAUCUUUCGUCGUUGGGUUUAUUGGUCUCUUUAAACAACAAUAAUUUAUCUCCAGAUUUAUGUAAUUGUGCGACGGCACAACAAUCAGAUUCAAGCCCUCCAAGUGCAACAGCAGACUGAAGAGGUAAUGAACUUUGCUAGCGUCAUAAAGUCUACAGUUUGUGUAUUAUGUGUGCAUGUCGUGUUUUUGUGCUAA
Molecule: messenger RNA, 599 nt
Organism: Pocillopora meandrina
Lineage: Eukaryota; Metazoa; Cnidaria; Anthozoa; Scleractinia; Pocilloporidae
Source: the annotation of a GenBank genome assembly